This is a messenger RNA of Sorghum bicolor (sorghum), 3113 nucleotides long. Its product is annotated as inositol-tetrakisphosphate 1-kinase 6. Gene Ontology annotation, molecular function: inositol-1,3,4-trisphosphate 5-kinase activity; ATP binding; magnesium ion binding. Gene Ontology annotation, biological process: inositol trisphosphate metabolic process. Gene Ontology annotation, cellular component: cytoplasm. Lineage: Eukaryota; Viridiplantae; Streptophyta; Magnoliopsida; Poales; Poaceae. The record is from RefSeq and is a predicted model, not a curated record. The transcript has 17 exons. Bases 286 to 2856 code for a protein of 856 amino acids.
AAAGGAAUAAUAACAGGUGUAUUCUGACUCCUGAAUUCUGACCUGCUGCGCUGCACAUCUGUUCGCCUUCCUCCCGCCAGGUGCCACCCAUGCGUCCGUGGGGGGCCACGCCUGCCACUGACACCUGGGCCUACCGAUCAGGAGCUUCCCCUUUCCCAUGCCCGGCUCCAGGUUCAGGCGUCCAGCUCCAGCCCGGCAGCCCCCGAGUGCGGUAGUGCCAACGCCGAGCAGAAAGCCAGAAACCGAACCCAGGCGUUGGCAAUUGGCAUCUCCCUUUCCUAAGCCAUGGCCACGGGGCGGUCUGUACGACUCGUGCUGGAUGCCUCCCUCCUCCUCAAUCCCUCCUCCACCAGGGAGGCGGCGGCGGCGGCGGUGGCGCUGCGGCCCGGGGUGGAGGAGCUGUUGCGGCGCCUGCGCUACUCCAACCUGAGCGUGGCAAUCUGCUGUGCAGAGGGCAUGCCAUCUAAUGAGUCAGGCUUUCUUCAAAAGGUUGCAAGCUCACACUUGUUUGACUCUAUACUGCUUCUUGCAAAAAGUGGGAAUCUUUCUCCAACUGAAUUAAUGUUAGAAUGGAGCCGGACAAGUUUUUGUUUAUAUGUGACUUCAAGAGUUGACAAAGGUUUAAUUUCUGAGCUUCAGAAUCAGAACUGGAGAGUUCUUUCUGUAGGUAAUGAAUGUAGCAUAGAUGUUCCUGGUGUUUUAAAUGUUCAGAGGCUUCAGGAGUUGAUUCUCACCUUGGCUACUCUAAUAAAAAGGGAAAUAUGUGGCUCAUCUGUUCUGGUGAUUGGAUAUAUAAUGAAAAAAUCCCGUGAGGAAGACUUCGCAAAGAGAGGAGCAUUUCCCAUAUAUCCUAGUAAGGACAAUCUUAUCUUCGUUCCCCUCUCUUUCGAGCUUCCUUUAAGUUUGCAACUGCAAGAAGUUGAUAUGGUCCUCCACAAAAUAACCGAUGAGAUUGUCAAGAUCGAUCCAAACUGCUCCAUCGAUUUUCCAAGAGGGAUUUCAUUUUCUGCAGGAAUGUCUGAAAUUAUAAGGUUUGUGGAAGAGCACCCUGAUUUUUGCGUCAUGGAUUCAUUUAAAAAUAUUUACCCAUUGCUCGAUCGUCUUCAAAUCCAAAAAAUCCUUGUCCGGUUGCAAGAACUUAGCACUGAAAGAAAGCCAAAACUUCGAGCACCAUAUUCUUUGAAGGUUGACAAUUUUCAUGAUGGUGAAUUAGAUAAGCAUCUAGCAGAAGCUAAUUUAUCCUUCCCACUCAUUGUAAAGCCACAAGUCGCUUGUGGAGUUGCUGAUGCCCACAAUAUGGCAUUAGUUUUUCAAAUUGAAGAAUUUAGCAACCUAAGUGUGCCCCUUCCUGCUGUACUACAGGAAUAUGUGGAUCAUGGAUCCAAGAUUUUCAAAUUUUAUGUGAUUGGAGACAAAGUUUUCUAUGCUGUUAGAGAUUCAAUGCCCAAUGCACGCUUUCUGAAGUCAUCAUCAGGAGGUGAAUCUCUUACGUUUAAUAGUUUGAAGACUCUUCCAGUGGCUACCAAGGAGCAGCAACUGCAAACCGGGGUGCAAGAUAGCAAACUGUUAGAUGCCAAUCUAGUAGAAGAGGCUGCGAAAUUUCUAAAGGGACUGCUUGGACUUACAAUAUUUGGGUUUGAUGUCGUUGUUCAAGAAGGCACCGGAGACCAUGUCAUAGUGGACCUAAACUACCUCCCAUCUUUCAAAGAAGUUCCCGACUCAGAGGCGGUGCCUGCAUUCUGGGAUGCAGUCAGGCAGGCAUACGAAUCGCGGCGAGGGAACAUCGCGUGGAGCUCCAGGGAUGGUUUCAGCAUUGCCGGCACAGUUUUGGUGCCUAGAGUAUUCUCUGGCUACCUGUGUUGUGUGAUGGAUCGCGUGAAGAAAUUCACUGGCAUGGCGAAGGGCACACCUACUGCGGUCCCAGUUGGGAGAGAUGAAGAUGAGAGCUUGGUUCUGUUUGGGGAGCUGUAUAAGCAUGAGAAAGAGAGAGAUAUGAACCUCCUUGAGCCAAUGUUUUCGGUGGAGUUUGAAGCUAUUCAAGGAGAUGGUCGCAUGUUCAAGCUUCCUUCAGGAAAGAGAGAUUACCUCCUUCCAGAUGGCGAAAAGCAUGAUUACGACUGGCUCAAGACUCCUCCAGCGACCCCACUGUUCCCCUCCCUUGAGAUGGAAGCCAACUCAUCCCAGAUGAUUUUUCAGAAGGAGCUGCCUAUACUUCAGCCAAUCAGAACUUCAAGGUUCUCAAGCAAUCCUGACUCUACAACUGCAUCAACAACGUCUGAAUCACCUACCUCCAGCUCCACUACGUCUGUAACAACUCCGACAGUGAGGCCCAGCUCUUCAUCAUCAAAGAAAAAACUCAACAGAGAAGCUCCUACUCCAUCUAAAGAUCAGGACUCAGCUUACAGAAUGGAUAAGAAGUCCAGCUAUACACCUCUGACCAAUAGGCAGCACAAUUCAAUUCCUGCAGCGCCAACAACAGCUACUACUACUGCAGCCACCAAAGCAUCCAAGAAAACUUCUGGCAACAAAUCUCAGCCAUCAAAGGAAGCCAAGAAUGUGGCAAGACUGGACAAGGCACCAAAGAACGUUACAGCAACCGCAACGAAACCUCGGUUGAAUGCUGGUGCAAAGGAUCAGAAGGUGGAUGCUGUCAUCACCAGGAGACUGUCAUGCCCAGCUGCUGCAACAACAGACAACGUGCAGGUUACAGCAACACUGAAAGGGAGGAGCAGAGCUGCCACCGGCGUUGUGCCUACUGCCCGUAAGGGUGCCAGUGCCACCGAUGCGGUGCUAAAGGGAAGGAGAGCAGGAGAGAAGCAGCAGAGACCAAAGCUUGGAAGCCAUGCUAAGAAGUGAACACGGUGGUUUCAGCUGAUCAGUAGAUGGGACGCUCUCUUCAGGAAGGAAUGCAGAAAGAGUAACAUCCAAUUUCCACCCAAUGUAUGCAAAUACACCUAUUGAGUUAUUGGAAUAAACUUAGUUGCCUUAAGUUAUGACAAUACGCGUAACUUGAUUGUUCUUAGCAGUUAAUGUUUUAUGUUGGUGAUAUUCACCAUGUAGCUUUUUGGAUGGGGACUUUUCACUAUCCCAAAUCACUGCAGUUUCUUGACGGA